CGACUUACUCAACCCUCAUCUCCAAUAACAUACAAAAAGUAAAGAAAAAGAAGCUUAAUUAGAAUUUUCAAAACAUGGCUUCAAAGAACAUCACCAUAGCUCUCUUCCUCACCAUCAACCUCGUCUUCUUCGGCUUUACCAUGGCCCAAGCUCCUGGACCUCAAGCUCCGAUAUGUCCCAGAAGCUCAACCCAGGUCCAAGCUUGUGUCAACAGGCUUACCUCUAUCGUGGGCCUCAACGUUCUACCGCUGACGCAAUGCUGUUCUCUAGUUGCUGGGCUUGCCCCCUCUGUGGCCUCUGUCUGCAUCUGCAAUGCCUUAAAACUGUCAGUUCUCAAUAUAUUGGAGAUCAGUGUAAGACUUGGUGAGGUUCUUAGGCCCUGCGGUGUUUCUCCCCCAGCUGAUUUCGUAUGCGCCUAAUUCUCUCUUAUAAGACACCAGUUCCCUAUUAUCGGAUAAUAAUGGUGCAAAUAUGCUUCUCUAAUAAUUAUAUGCGUGUUAGCAAUAUCUAUAUGUGGUUGAAAAUAAAGUGAAACAUUUGUACUGUUUUUACAUGUUUCGUUGUUAACUAUGUUCUUCAAUUUAGAUUUUCCGGCCGUAGGUUGUAUCUCUUGGUUCUGAUUAAAAAAAAAAAGUAAUAUACAAAUACUUUAUC
Molecule: messenger RNA, 654 nt
Organism: Raphanus sativus (radish)
Lineage: Eukaryota; Viridiplantae; Streptophyta; Magnoliopsida; Brassicales; Brassicaceae
Product: putative lipid-binding protein AIR1
Exons: 1
Coding region: 75-419 (114 amino acids)
Source: RefSeq, a predicted model, not a curated record